Olea europaea var. sylvestris is the source of this 363-nucleotide messenger RNA. RefSeq lists its product as uncharacterized. The transcript is spliced from 2 exons. The record is from RefSeq and is a predicted model, not a curated record. Lineage: Eukaryota; Viridiplantae; Streptophyta; Magnoliopsida; Lamiales; Oleaceae. Bases 1 to 363 code for a protein of 120 amino acids.
AUGAACAAGUAUCCUUUUCUAAGAAUCGAAGAUUUGAUUGACCAGCUUCAAGGUGAAGCGAUAUUUUCCAAAAUCGAUUUACGAUCAAGAUACCACCAAUUAAAGAUCAAGAUUGUGUUUUUGUGGCAUGUCAUUACAACUCGAAGAAUAGAGGUUGAUUCAAGCGAAGUAGAGGCAAUUCUGAAUUGGACGAGGCCAAUGAUUGUUGGGAAAAUUCAUAGUUUUAUAGGUUUAGACGGAUAUUAUAGAAGGUCCAUCGAAGAGUUCUCAAAUAUAUCUGGACCAUUAACACAUUUAACUCAUAAGGGUGUAAAAUUUGAAUGGAUCAAAAAGUGCGAGCGUGGUUUUGAAGAGUUGAAGUAA